This is a messenger RNA of Pygoscelis adeliae (Adelie penguin), 1479 nucleotides long. RefSeq names its product mediator complex subunit 22 (gene MED22). The transcript is spliced from 4 exons. Lineage: Eukaryota; Metazoa; Chordata; Aves; Sphenisciformes; Spheniscidae. Gene Ontology annotation, biological process: regulation of transcription by RNA polymerase II. The record is from RefSeq and is a predicted model, not a curated record. Gene Ontology annotation, molecular function: transcription coregulator activity. Gene Ontology annotation, cellular component: mediator complex. Bases 1 to 588 code for a protein of 195 amino acids.
AUGUUGCUGAACGGGGGAGAACCGCAGAAGCAAGCGGGGAGGGUAGCAAAGGUGAUCCGUGGGUGCUGUAGAGUCCAGAGGCCGCCCCAGGGUUUCCAGAUUGAGGAUGAAACUCAAGUCUCUCGAGCAACCCAGGGUGAACAAGAUAACUAUGAGAUGCAUGUCAGAGCCGCAAACAUUGUCCGAGCUGGUGAGUCCCUGAUGAAGCUGGUGUCUGACCUGAAGCAGUUCUUGAUCCUGAAUGAUUUCCCCUCUGUGAAUGAAGCUAUCAACCAGCGCAACCAGCAGCUGAGAAGCUUGCAGGAGGAAUGUGACAAGAAGUUGAUUGCACUGCGGGAUGAGAUCUCCAUUGACCUGUACGAGCUAGAAGAAGAAUAUUACUCUUCCAGCUACAGUCUGUGUGACAGCAAUGAUCUUCCACUGUGCGAAGCCUACUGGAGACAAGACUUUGCCACGCUGUCCCCCGAAAGCCUCUCCAUGCCUCUGACAGCUGCCACAGCAGAGCAGAGCGUUACUACCUCCCAGAGCUCAACCCCAUCGCACCCUCACGUGAACGGGCACGGGGCGGGCCCCCCGGAGCACUCCUGAAGAGGACCCUCUGCUGCUGAACGUGUUCCUCCUGGCGGCACUGGGGUACUGGAAGUCUUCCACCUGCUGUACUGAGCAAGCGUCUCCCGCUGUCGGGAGAGCGCGCUGGAGCUGUACUUGCAGGUUUCUGCUCGCUGGAUAGCCGCAGUGCUUUCUCCACCCCUGGGACAUCACCACGAGGGUGCCUCUCCCUUAAGAGACGGGGAUACGUUAAAUACAAAGUUGAUUGUUCUAGCAAGUUAGAGUUAGUCUGCUUUUACAUGGCAGUUGCAUGUAGAGUUCAUUAGAAAUCGAGUUUGUUUCUGUGUGAAUCUCGGUAAGCACACGCUGGAGUGUUGGGAGUUGAAUUUCUUUGGGAUAAACUUGAGCCGAAUGUGGGGGCAGUGAGUGUUGUGGGGUUUUCACCCUGCUUCCCAAGGUUACUGAUGUUCUGGCUGCUUUAAAGCUCUCUCAGGAUGGCGCCUGACAACCUCCAUCCUGCUUGACUAGGGUAAGAAUCUUGUAGUAUUUUUUUACACGGUGGUCUUCACUGUGGGAGUGCUUCACAAACUUGAACUUCUUGCUCGCCAUCGUUUGGGAGGAGGCUCUCGGGAGACCUUCAUGGACGAGCAGAACGCUCCCUUUUGAAGAGGAAAAGGGCAAACCGAGGAACUGGGCUGAGGUAUUGACGAUGCCGCUUGCUCAAGGCCGCAGGUAGAAGCAGCGACAGGCUUUAGUUAGUCCGAUUCCUUUUUCGGCGUUUAGACAGCAACUUUCUAUUAACGUAGCCUGAGCUAACGUGAAGCCAGCGUUUAUGUCGCCUAACAGUUUCACCUAAUAAAAAACUCUUGAGAUGGCUGGGGUGCAUGGAGCGGAGAGGGAGGCUCGGUCACUCUCGCAGUUUCCUUCCAA